This is a messenger RNA of Ilex paraguariensis (yerba mate), 1048 nucleotides long. NCBI's taxonomy places the organism in Eukaryota, Viridiplantae, Streptophyta, Magnoliopsida, Aquifoliales, Aquifoliaceae. The record is from the annotation of a GenBank genome assembly.
UAUAAAAGCCUCCAAGAAGAAAAAAAGAUCCACCUCGAAGACCCCUCCACCACCACCACCCAACCUUCACUCCCUUCCUCCUCUCUUCCUCUUCUCUUCCACCUCUCUCCCCUCCACAACUCUAGGUGGAGAGAGACGGAGAUAAAAAAGAAUGAACCCGUUUUAGCAAAUUCCACCUUCCAAUUUCUCACUCUCUUCUACGAUAUAGUGUUCUUGUUCUUUUCAUCUACUUCCUUAAAUUGCUGAGAAAAAAAUUACUGAUAAAAAUACUAUUACGUAGAGAAUUGGUCAAUUGGGUUUGAUAAAAGUGGUGGAAAAAAUGAGGGAGGAUGACUCGAAUUGGUUUUCAAAGUGGGAAGAAGAACUCCCAUCUCCUGAAGAGCUCAUGCCCUUAUCCCAAACCCUAAUAACCGCGGAUCUAGCUAUUGCCUUCGAUAUCCGAUACCCAAAUAGCCCACAAACGCCCCACCACCAUCAACAACCACCACCUCCACCUCCUCCGCCACAUCUUCAAACCCCUUCCACCCAACCCACCACCAAUAACUCGUCGGAAUUCGAUUCCGCCGAGAUGGGUGGAGCUGGUUCAGGGGACGAACCUGCCCGCACCCUGAAGCGGCCUCGGCUCGUGUGGACGCCACAGCUCCACAAAAGAUUUGUGGAUGCUGUGGCCCACUUGGGGAUCAAGAAUGCUGUCCCCAAGACCAUAAUGCAGCUCAUGAGUGUUGAUGGGUUGACUCGUGAAAAUGUUGCGAGUCAUUUGCAGAAGUAUCGCCUGUAUUUGAAGCGAAUGCAGGGUCUUUCCAGUGGUGGUGGUGGUAGUGGUGGAGGACUAUCCUCAGCAUCUGAUCCUGCUACAGAUCAUCUGUUUGCGAGUUCACCUGUGCCAGCACAUUUUUUGCAUCCGGGAAGGCCCAAUUCGGACCAUUUCUUGCCGUUUGUGCCUGUGGCAGCGCUGCAGCAGCAGCACCACCAGCAGCAGAUGGCGGCUGCCAGGCAUGCAGCUGGCUGGCUGCACCAUGCCCUUUCCACGUUCGUAGUUGUAGUGUAG